Etheostoma cragini (Arkansas darter) is the source of this 3400-nucleotide messenger RNA. It is a transcript of the gene cdh26.1, whose product is annotated as cadherin 26, tandem duplicate 1. The record is from RefSeq and is a predicted model, not a curated record. Gene Ontology annotation, cellular component: catenin complex; adherens junction; plasma membrane. The transcript is spliced from 19 exons. The coding region runs from base 16 to 2634 and encodes 872 amino acids. Gene Ontology annotation, biological process: calcium-dependent cell-cell adhesion; cell morphogenesis; multicellular organism development. Gene Ontology annotation, molecular function: calcium ion binding; cadherin binding. NCBI's taxonomy places the organism in Eukaryota, Metazoa, Chordata, Actinopteri, Perciformes, Percidae.
CAUUUUAAAGAUCACAUGACUGCACGACUGAACAAGUCCUUUGUUAACUGCAACGUCAAUCUGCCUGCUGCCUGCAGGCAUUGUGGGCUGUCUUCUGUGCACUCUUACUCAAGCUACCUUUUACUUUUGGAGUACUCCUACAGAGGAUAUCACGCCGAGUGGACCAAGAUGAAGAACAUUUCCCUGCUUCUGUUGGUUGCAUUAACAACCCUCGCGGAGUCUCAACAAGACAUCAGCCGUGCCAAGCGGGAGCUUUUGGUGCGUUCCAAAAGAAGGUGGGUUUUGUCUACAAUUGAAAUAGUAGAGGAAGAUAAAGGGCCAUUCCCCAAAAAAAUUACAACGAUGUAUAAUGACAAGACAGCUGAGGACGGGCAAAUCUACCGUAUCCAUGUAACGAGUGACACCGACUCGUCAGUGUUCUCAAUUAAUGAAAAUACCGGAGACGUCUAUGUCCAUAGAUCUAUCGACAGAGAGGAAACAGAUUUCUUCAAAAUCUCGUUUGAUAUAUUAAGCAAAACGCUGCACACUGCAAUAGACGACAAACUAGCUUUUGAUGUACAAGUGAAGGACAUCAAUGACAACGCGCCAACAUUUUUCGACCUUCCUACGAUUGUGGAUGUGAAGGAAAACUCUGAAGAGGGGUUCUUGCCAGUGCAGCUGAAGGCCUCGGACAGAGAUCAGACGCGCACACCUAACUCUCAAAUCACCAUCAGAUUGGUUAAACAGACCCCAGCAGAGCCCAAGAUUGGUUUGGAGGUGAUUAGUGAAGGAAUGGCCCAGCUCACCUUUACAGGAUGUUUUGACUACGAAAAAGAAAAGACAUAUAAAGUUACUGUUGAAGCAAAAGAUCAUGGAAAUCCGCCCCUUUCCUCUACUGCUGUUGUUACUCUAAAUAUUGUUGACUCAAACACUCAUCCACCGACAUUCAAGGAGAAAAAGUACCAAGGUAAGGUGUUAGAAGCAACCAUCAAGGACGAUGUUUUGAGAAUUAUGGUGGACGACAAAGACACGCCUAAAACUCCAGGCUGGCGUGCCAAAUACUUCUUCAUUGAAGGGAAUCAGGAAGGAAACUACAAAAUUGAAACUGAUCCCGCAACUAACGAGGGCAUUCUGAGCGUCAUCAAGGGCAAGGAUUACGAGACGACAACUAACACUACCCUGGUGGUUGGAGUGGAGAAUGAGGAACCUUUAUUUGUUUGUAAAUCUAAAUCAACGGCCCGCCCACCUCCAGAUACUGCAAACAUCACAAUCAAAGUGAUAGAUGUCAAUGACCCACCUUACUAUGAGAAAGGUUUAUUUAAUGUGUACCAGAAAGAAGAGGAGGCGCCAGGAAAGGUGCUGUUCACGCCAAAAGUGAAAGACGAUGACUCCGACGAAAUCAGGCAUGUGAUCAUUAAAGAUCCAGCUGGCUGGGUGACCAUUGAUGAGAAAACAGGAAAAAUCACAACAACUAAGAAGAUGGACAGAGAGUCACCAUUUGUUGAUGACAAAGGCAUUUACAAAAUUAUCAUCGGUGCUACGGACAAUGGUGAGCCUCCAGCCACAGGUACAUGCACUGUCCUGGUCCACCUAGGGGAUAUAAAUGACAACGUGCCCAAGCUGGUCAGUAAUACGGUGAUUAUGUGUGGAAACAAGGACAACAAGGUCAUGGUGUCUGCCAACGACACAGACGCCAUUCCAUUCGGUGCACCCUUCAUCUUCUCCCUGGGGGGUGAUGACAAAACUCUGAAGCAGCGAUGGAAACUAGACCCUACCUUUGGUACGGCCAGUGGGCUAAUUAGCCUGACUACCCUUGCUUAUGGUAACUACUCAGUGCCCCUGGAGAUUAAAGACCAACAGAGCUCGACCGGCAGUGAAAUUUUGAACGUGGUAGUGUGUGACUGUGGAGAGGGAGAUGUUUGUCGUAGAAAAUUGCCGUCUUCAUCAAGCCUUGGGCCAGCUGGCAUUGGACUGCUCUUUCUAGGACUCUUUCUGUUUCUGCUCCUCCUCUUUACCUGUCAGUGUGGAGGCAAGCAGAAGCACAUGCCCAUGGUGGAGGAUGAGGGCAAACAGACCCUCAUCAAGUACAACCAAGAAGCAGGGGGCUCCGCAUUGAAGGCUGAGCACACUCUGCUUUUUACAAAUAUAAACAGUGUGGCUGUGACAGAUGGCCUAAAGACUGGCAGCAUGAAGAUGUCUCAGGCUACUCAAGAAAUGUCCCUGGACAGGAUUGCGUACAACACUGCCCAAAAGAACAAUACCAUGACUUCAAUGGGCACGCAGGCUCACAGACACACUCUCAGAAGCCAGAGCCAGGGAGGAGGGCAGACCACGUACUCUACAUGGACAAACAGGUCUAACACCUACCAGGGAGGCUCAUCAACAUAUAAACGCUCUUACAGCCAAGUGUCAAAUCAUCAGAUCACAGAUCAGAUCGCCAGGAGAUUGCACACGCUUGAUGUGGACCACCCAGUGUACCUGCCCCACGAGUAUGCCUACGAGGGACAGGGCAGCCAUUGCAAAUCUCUGGAAACCCUGUCAAUGAGCAGCGAGCCGGGAGAUGAUUUGAUGUUUCUAAAUAAUUUGGAGCCAAAGUUCAAGACCUUGGCGGGCAUUUGUUACCAGACACUUCAAGAAAAAAACAUUCACAUCUAAAAGGCACCACUGGACUGGGAUUUUUUUAUCAAGCAAGUUGCUAUUCGGUCCGAGUUUGACAUUGUAAUUUUGGACGGAUUUGACUGAAUCUUUGAAGAAAAGAUAUGUGACAAUGGUUGGAUUACAUCUCACAUAUUCGUUUAUUGCAUGUUGGCAUCCCCAUGGAACAAGGAUUUAUAGCUUUUGAGGUUUAAGGUUUGGGGUUUGUGGACGAUUUUGCUUGCUUGAAGAUCGGGGCACUGCACAAACUGCUUCUGGUGCUCUGGUGAUUUUGAAAUGUUUCGUUUGACAGUGACUGGGUGUGUUUUUUUACUUUGAUAUUUUAAGAGUUGCAGUCAGUGGUUUCAGCAGCCCAUCAUUUCUAGAGCUUCCAGAUCUCUGCAGAAUAAAUCCAGACAGCGCGCUAGAAUCUGAGUUUUCUCUUGCACACUAAAACAACUUUUGAACAUAAACACGUUUUUAAACUGUAUGUUCAUCUGUGGUAUAUAGGUUGUUUUAUUUCUGACAGUUAUCCCAACAUAUCCUGUGCAGAAAUUUGACCGGUUAAAAUCAUUGUAGUUUGACAGUACUGGGACAAUGGUAUUGUUUAUAAUAAACAGAAAUACCAUACCUGUUUGUGGCUUGCUGUUUAUGAUUUGGUGAUACAGCGUUGGGGUAUUAACAACCCUGCAACGCUACAUGGUUCCUUUCUUGCUAUGUUUCUUGUGUGCAUUUUUGAAUCUGCCCUCUUAAAUGUGCAUUCUUUCAGAAAACAUUGAAAUUUACA